AUGGAGAAGAACGUAGCAAUGUCAUUAAUUAUUCCAACAGUUCCUGUCACAGAGCGGCUACCUAGGGUGGUCAGUAAAACCAAGCCCUCUAGAGAAGAAGAGAAGCAGAGAGAAAUCCAAGAGAAUAAUGGACAUUUGAGCCUUGCUGUCACCAAGUGCACCGGGGAGACACCGCCCAAUUUGGCUGAAAUAAUUAGUCAUUACGUGGGGACACUAAAUCAAAAGAAACUGCACUUUCUGGGCUACCCCACUAAUCUGGACUUGGACUAUGAUGCGUUGGUACCAUUGUUGCAAUUUCACCUAAACAAUGUUGGGGAUCCUUUUAGAGGGAGCAGUUUUGUUCUAAAUUCAACAGAAUUUGAAGUUUGCGUGCUUGAUUGGUUUGCUAACCUCUGGGAGAUAGAGAAGGAUGAGUACUGGGGAUACGUCACAACUGGUGGGACUGAAGGAAAUCUUCAUGGGAUUUUACAGGGGAGGGAAAAAUUUCCCGAUGGGAUUCUAUAUACCUCAGAGGACACACAUUAUUCAAUAUUCAAAAUAGCAAGAAUGUAUAGAAUGCAAUGCGUGAAGGUUGGCACGUUGGUAUCCGGUGAGAUCGAUUGUGUUGAUCUAAAGACUUUACUUCUUGCUCACAAGGACAAACCCGCCAUCAUCAAUCUAAACAUAGGGACAACUAUGAAAGGAGGUGUUGAUGACCUUGAUCUUGUAACACAAACACUUGAGGAAUGUGGAUUCACUUGUGAUCGAUUCUACAUUCACUGUGAUGGAGCUCUAUUUGGAAUGAUGUUGGCUUUUAUUGAACGGGCACCAAGGGUUACCUUCAAGAAACCCAUUGGAAGUGUAGCUAUUUCUGGCCAUAAGUUCUUGGGGUGCCCAAUUCCUUGUGGUGUUGUAAUAACUCGCUUACAACAGGUCAAUGCCCUAUCUAGUGAUGUUGAAUACAUUGCUUCAAGGGAUGUCACAAUCACAGGUAGCCGUAGCGGGCAUGCUCCAAUCUUCCUCUGGUAUGCUCUCCAAAAAAGAGGUUUAAUAGGACUCAAGAAAGAAGUGCAGAUGUGUAUCAAGAAUGCACGUCACUUAGUGGAUCAACUACGUGAUGGUGGCAUUGGUGCAAUGUUGAAUGAAUUUAGUAAUACAGUUGUCUUUGAAAGGCCUCUAGAUGAUGACUUUACGCGUAGGUGGAGUUUGGCUUGCGAUGGAAACAUUGCACAUGUGGUGGUGAUGCAACACAUUAACAUUGAAAUGUUGGACUCCUUUGUUAGCGAAUUUCUUAAAAAACGAUUCAUUCGGUUCAAAGAUGGACAGUUUCAACCUCUAUGCAUUGCAAAUGAUGUUGGUUCUGAAAAUUGUGCAUGUUCUAUGCACAAAACAUUAUGA
This is a messenger RNA of Gastrolobium bilobum, 1377 nucleotides long. RefSeq names its product serine decarboxylase-like. The transcript has 5 exons. The record is from RefSeq and is a predicted model, not a curated record. NCBI's taxonomy places the organism in Eukaryota, Viridiplantae, Streptophyta, Magnoliopsida, Fabales, Fabaceae. Gene Ontology annotation, molecular function: carboxy-lyase activity; pyridoxal phosphate binding. The coding region runs from base 1 to 1377 and encodes 458 amino acids. Gene Ontology annotation, biological process: carboxylic acid metabolic process.